AUGGGUCGUCUGUCUCUGAAUCUCAUAAUGCACGAUCUAAGGGAUAGCAUCUAUUCUCUGUACCGCAUGGACAUCCGACACCUUUUCUACGAAACAGCAGAAAUUGCAGUGCACGCAGCAGAAGAUGCAAAAGCCAAGAAGAAGAAUAAACUAUCAAUGAUAGAGUCCUGGAACGAUCUGCGUAAGCCAGUCGCCCAUUUCAAAGCAUCUAAUUUCUUCACUCUACUGAGAGAAAACUCCAUCAUGUUGGCUGACUCAUUUGGUCGUACAACACUCUUAGACAUUGACUUCAAGUCCGUGGUACCCAUGCCCCCUAUGCCUAAUGGCAAGGGACCCAAUUGCAUCUGUUUCUCAAUACCUAAUCCUGAGCCCUUAAAAUCUUAUUCCCAGUGCCUCUUUGUCCUGGAUCUGGUUCCAGGUAGCAGUACCAAUUCCUCCAGCUUUGAGUUCCUGACAUACUUAGGGAGUCGGGACUCCUCCCGCCCCCUGGUGUCUUCCCAUUUCCAUUUGAAUUGGUUAUGGCAUGAUUUGCCAGUGCCAGCGUUCGCAGAGCACCCUGCCAACAGUAGAGCCGCCAUGAACUAUUCUUACAUGUUGCUUGACAGUUCUACAAUGUGUUUAUCCUCCAGUGAAGAGGGCAUAGGCACCUAUACCUUUGAUAUGGUUAACCACAAGUGGUCACGUGCUGGUAACUGGGUGCUGCCCUUCUGUGGCAAAGCAGAGUAUGUCCCUGAGCUCAAGCUUUGGUUCGCCCUCUCUCCUAGCGCCCCCCACAGCUUGUGUGCUCUGGACUUCCCUGCCAUGGAUUUUGAUUUGCCACCUGAUUUGCUGCGUACUUGGGAUUGUCUCCACCUGCAUGAUGAGACUCCAUACAAGCGCCACCUUGUUAACCUGGGCUCAGGUAAGUUCUGUGUGGUCUCGUUCUUCAAGACCUUUAAAUCCAAAUAUGUGGCAGAAAAUAUGGAAGAUGAGUCUGCUGUGUUCACUGGCCUCGAGGUGCGCCGCUGCAACAACAGCGAGGGUGCUGUACGGAUGAUCAAACACAUGUCUAAACGUUACACCUUUGGAAGGUUUGGCAUCCAGUCCAUUCUCUGA
Messenger RNA from Triticum turgidum subsp. durum (durum wheat), 1095 nucleotides. NCBI's taxonomy places the organism in Eukaryota, Viridiplantae, Streptophyta, Magnoliopsida, Poales, Poaceae. The record is from the annotation of a GenBank genome assembly.